CGUGAUAGCUCCCAUAUUUGUAUAGAAAACAGAAAUAAUAGAAUAUGUUACAGGCUGUUUAGAAUCUUUAAUUUCAAUUUAUGAUUAUAACAUUCAAUCUAUUUUGUUAGAUAAACAUCAAUUCUUUUAUCAACAAUUAGUUUUACAAAAAUGUAUAUAAUAGUUAUUGUUAUAUCACUUCUCAAUUCUUUAAGAUUUUGCUGUCUGAUAUGGAUUUAUACAGGAAAUUAUUUUGAAUCUCCUUUAAUAAAUCAAAAUCUGUUAUAUAUUUGAAAGUUUGUAUACAGUUAAGAGAAAAUGUUAACUAAAGGAAAAAGAAAGAAAAAUGUUGAAAUAUUACACCUAUCUCCAUCAAGAGAAGAGCAUUUGGAUCAAAAACAAUUUUUGCUCAAUCCAUUCAUAAAUGGACAGUAUGAAGAUUGGGAAAGAAAAUCUGAAUCUAAAAGUCAUUACACUUCAAUUAAUAACAGCUAUAUUAUGAAAGGGCAGCCUAAUAUAUAUAAAGCAAGUUCUUCAACUAACAGUAAUUAUACAUGUAAACCUUCAAAAUGUUCAAAAUCAGACAAUUACGAAUGGUCAAUUAAAGAAGAUUCGGUGGAUCUAUAUCCAUUUUAUCAGUCUAGAAAGGAAUAUGACAGAAAUUUAUCUAAUAAUAAAAUUAAAAAUAAAGAAAGUGUCAUAGAAGGCUGCUCAUCAUCUCUACACUAUGCAAAGAACAUUGCAUCAGAUUCUUUUAGCAAUGAUGGAAUAGUAAACAAGCAUAUUCUUCACACCAACCAGAAAGAAUCAGAUAGUUCAAUCAAAUAUUUUAAUGAUCAUUCUUUACAAAGAAUAAAGAACAGUUUAAAAAAUAAGGAUAUUCAAGAUUGGAUGACUUCAAACAGCACAGAAAUGAUGUCCAAUGAGCAAAUGUUUGAUCACACAUUAAAAGUACAUGAUUUAAUAAGCUUGAAAGAGAAGUUUGAUGAAUUACAGAUAAACAAAAAGCUUCACAAAGAAAUAGAAUUCACACUAAAAGAAAUAUUAAUGCAUCUAUUCUUUCUUGAAGCCAAGGAGUUUAUAAAUAUCAAUGAAUUGGAGGAUUCAAAAGAAAGUUUACAUGAAAAUGAAGUUUCAAGCGCAAUUCCUAUUGAAGUUAAAAAUUACAACAUGGAUUUAAAGGAGUCUAUUGAUGAAGACAAGAUGAAUGCAAUAUCGAUAGCUACUUUUAAAAAUAAAUUAAAUAAGAAUGAUAUUAAGAAUUUAAUCAAAGAAAUAAUUGUUCACGAAAAUUGUUUAUCUGUUGAUGAUAUAUUGGAAUAUAAGAAUGAAAUACCUGACAGAAAUAAAUGUUGUGAAUUUAUGUCAGAUUUAACAUCAAUCAAUUUAGAAGACAAAACAAAUAACAAAAAUUUAAAAAAUAAAAGCACAAUCCAAUUGUCUGAAAGGAAAGCAAAAAUGAAACAGCAAAAUCGAAAAUCAAACAAUCAAUCAAUAAUUAGCAAAAAACCUUUUAUUGCAAAACAAUAUUUUUGUACAGAAAGGAGUACAGAAAAAAUCAGUUUAAUAAAAAUAAGAGAAACUGAAAGAUUGUCUUCUUAUAAAGAAGAAUAUUUAGCAAUGGCAUCUGUUUAUCAAUCAAAGCAUCAGAUAUAUGCUGAGAGUAUAAGUGUUUCAGAAUUCUUUUUAAUUCAUGUAAUUUCUUCUCAAAUCUUUGUAUCCCAAAAACAAUUGUUGCAUAAAUGUCAAAUUAACAGUGAAAAAAUUAGAACAGAAAAAUAUCAAAAAUAUAAACAGAAUAAAAGAAACGUAUUUCAGAAACCAACUUCUGUUGACAAAUGUACAGCUUAUAUUAUAUUAGAAGAACCUGAAAAAGUUCAUAAACAGGAAUAUGAUUUAGAAACAUGUUAUAAAAAUAAACUUAUGAGAAAGAAAACAAUGGAAAAAUUACUAAGAAAAAGACAUAUUUUUAACAUGGAUUAUGAUAUUAAUGACAAUAUCGAUUGGUUGGCUGUUGGCAUGGCUCAUUCAGAUACUCUCCCUAGCUAAAUUAACUGUAUUUCACAAUGAUCUCUCUAAUUUAAUUUAAAAUUUAAUAUUCUAAUCCUACUAUCUUUGCUUUAAAAAUAGUUUAUUUUUUAUAUAUUUAAUUAUAUAUCAAAUAUCUGUUUAUUUUAUAAUAUGUUUGAACAAAACACAA
Messenger RNA from Centruroides sculpturatus (bark scorpion), 2179 nucleotides. RefSeq lists its product as uncharacterized. The transcript has 2 exons. The record is from RefSeq and is a predicted model, not a curated record. NCBI's taxonomy places the organism in Eukaryota, Metazoa, Arthropoda, Arachnida, Scorpiones, Buthidae. The coding region runs from base 298 to 2028 and encodes 576 amino acids.